Drosophila rhopaloa is the source of this 2581-nucleotide messenger RNA. It is a transcript of the gene Gfat2, whose product is annotated as glutamine--fructose-6-phosphate aminotransferase [isomerizing] 2. Lineage: Eukaryota; Metazoa; Arthropoda; Insecta; Diptera; Drosophilidae. Bases 249 to 2300 code for a protein of 683 amino acids. Gene Ontology annotation, molecular function: L-glutamine:D-fructose-6-phosphate transaminase (isomerizing) activity; carbohydrate derivative binding. The transcript is spliced from 2 exons. Gene Ontology annotation, biological process: protein N-linked glycosylation; fructose 6-phosphate metabolic process; carbohydrate derivative biosynthetic process. The record is from RefSeq and is a predicted model, not a curated record.
GAGCGCGCAAUCCGGCGCAUGUGUGAGUGCGAGCGGGAGAGCAAGACGAAGACGUGUUCUUUUGCCCAAAAAGCAAAUAAUUUGUUUUAUCAGAGAAAAACAAAAAAAUUCCAGCAACUGUCGGCGAUAAAAACACGACAAUCGCAUUGCAGCCGCGACAGACCGAAAAAUCAGCCUCAGCUGACCGGAAAGUUCACUUGCGACGUGGAAAAUCACCAGAGAACUAGAGUAUUUCUCAGAAUUUCAGAAUGUGUGGCAUAUUCGCAUACUUGAAUUAUUUGACGCCCAAAUCGCGACAGGAUGUCUUGGAUCUCCUGCUGCAGGGCCUCAAAAGAUUGGAAUACCGUGGCUACGACUCCACGGGUAUUGCCAUCGAUGCCUUGAACUCCGGGGAAGAACAGGCCAUACUCCUGAUAAAAAGAACUGGCAAAGUGAAGGUCCUGGAAGAUGCGGUGGCCGAGGUUUGUCUGGGUCAGGACUACUCCCUGCCCAUAGACACCCACAUAGGCAUAGCCCACACGCGAUGGGCCACCCACGGUGUGCCCUCCGUGGUCAACUCGCAUCCCCAGCGAUCCGAUGAGCAGAACAGCUUCGUAGUGGUCCACAACGGCAUCAUCACAAACUACAAGGAUGUGAAGACCCUGCUGGUGAAGAGGGGCUAUGUCUUUGAGUCGGACACCGAUACGGAGGUGAUAGCUAAACUAGUUCACCACCUGUGGCAACAGCAUCCUGGCUAUACUUUCGGGGAACUUGUGGAGCAGGCUAUCCAGCAACUGGAGGGCGCCUUCGCCAUCGCCUUCAAAUCGAAGCAUUUCCCAGGGGAGUGUGUGGCCUCGCGUAGGGGAUCCCCGCUCCUGGUGGGCAUCAAAGCCAAAACCAAGCUGGCCACGGAUCACAUACCCAUCCUGUACGCCAAGGCACACCGGCCACAUGGUCAGCCGCAGCAGCAGGCCUUCCCAGUCCUGCCCCCCGGCGAUUGCAGUGCGGAAUUCCAGCCUCUGGAGCGCAAGGAAGUGGAGUACUUCUUCGCCUCCGAUGCCUCAGCCGUCAUAGAGCACACGAACAGGGUGAUUUACCUGGAAGAUGAUGAUGUGGCCGCCGUGAAGAGCGAUGGCACGCUCAGCAUUCACCGCCUGAACAAGUCCUCUGACGAUCCGCACGCCAGGGAGAUCAUCACCCUCAAGAUGGAGAUCCAGCAGAUCAUGAAGGGCAACUACGACUACUUCAUGCUCAAGGAGAUCUUCGAGCAGCCGGAAUCAGUGGUGAAUACCAUGCGCGGAAGGAUGAGGUUCGAUACGCAGAGCGUGGUGCUGGGAGGAAUCAAGGAGUACAUACCGGAGAUCAAGCGUUGCCGGCGUUUGAUGCUGAUAGCGUGUGGCACAUCCUACCACAGUGCAGUGGCCACCCGGCAGCUGCUGGAGGAACUCACCGAACUGCCUGUGAUGGUGGAACUAGCCUCCGACUUCCUGGACAGGAACACACCCAUCUUUCGGGAUGACGUGUGCUUCUUCAUCUCCCAAUCGGGAGAGACGGCGGAUACCCUGAUGGCCCUGCGGUAUUGCAAGCAGAGAGGAGCCCUCAUCGUGGGCGUCACGAACACAGUGGGCAGCAGCAUCUGCCGGGAGUCGCACUGUGGAGUGCACAUCAACGCCGGUCCCGAGAUCGGAGUGGCCUCCACCAAGGCCUACACCUCGCAGUUCAUCUCGCUGGUUAUGUUCGCCUUGGUCAUGUCGGAGGACCGUCUGUCCCUGCAGCAGCGGCGGCUGGAGAUCAUCGAUGGCCUGUCCCAGCUGGACGAGCACAUCCGAACUGUCUUGAAGCUGAACUCACAGGUGCAGGAGCUUGCCAAGGAGCUGUACCAGCACAAGUCGCUGCUCAUCAUGGGCAGGGGCUUCAACUUCGCCACCUGUUUGGAGGGAGCACUGAAAGUCAAGGAGCUGACGUACAUGCACAGCGAGGGAAUCCUUGCCGGAGAACUGAAACACGGACCCCUGGCCCUCGUGGACAAGGAGAUGCCCGUGCUGAUGAUCGUCCUGCGGGAUCCCGUCUACACGAAGUGCAUGAACGCCCUGCAGCAGGUUACCUCUCGCAAGGGCAGACCCAUCCUGAUUUGCCAGGAGGGCGACUCCGAGACGAUGGCCUUCUCCACCCGAUCGCUGCAGAUUCCCAGGACCGUGGACUGCCUGCAGGGCGUGCUCACGGUUAUCCCGCUCCAGCUGCUGUCCUACCACAUCGCCGUUUUGCGAGGAUGCGACGUGGACUGCCCCAGGAAUCUGGCCAAGUCGGUGACCGUGGAGUAGGCACCACCAGCAUUUGGCAUGGACCGCAUCAAGAAUUCCAUUUUAGUAUCUGCCUAAGAAAAGCAAAAUACACCCUAGGACUUAAGUUGAAAUCUUUUGGUAUUCUCGCGGAUUGAAAACCGAUCUUACACCAUUUAACCCCAUGUGCCCCAAACGGCUAAAGCCGGAUCUAUUAGCCACAUGCAUGUUGUAGCCCCACUGACCCCUAUUUUGUGUUGUGAAACUAUUACUUUUUGUGAAUGUGCAAUUGAAAUAUAAAUAUUUCCAUAUUUCUUUAAAAA